AUACACACAAAUCCAUGGACCAGACUGGCAUAAGCCUUGCAUCAUGCCGGCAUGGUGUAAUUCUCAAAAUGUGCAAUAUGACUCGUGGUGAGGUUUUUGGCUAUGCACACUAUCUCCAUAUAAAUUACUUCAAAAGUGCCAAGUACAUCUGCCAGGACAUCAUAUGCCAGUACAGUACUGGCCAUGGGCCCUGAAAAUUCAAGAAAAAAAUAAAAAAUUCACCCUACUGGAGACAAAGCCGUUCCUAGGGGUUUUGCAUGCAAAAGCACAUGCAUGGUAUUGCCAGGUCUUGUAUGGAGGACGCUGGCAGCAUGGAAGUGGUUUGACCACAGGUGAAGAAACCGAGCAAAUUUUCAGCUAUAUGUCGCGGUACAACAGUACCACCAAAAACAUGUUGAAAGCCGAGCGUGAAGAAGAACUUAGUGAAUCUUCAUUUUUUUGGAACCAACGUAAACAUGACUCUUUAGCUCGUGUUCUAGCUUCAAGAUUUUGUAAGGCAAAAGAAGCUGCAGAGUUAAUAAGAAAGGAGUUAGCUGACUUAUCUCUUGAUGAAAAACAACUUCUCAUCUGGAUUGCAGAGUUAACCAACUUAGCCCAGAGUUUAAUUAAAAGAUCAGUUUCUCAAAAUGAUGUUCAAAAGGGGAUAGAGUUAGUAUGUGACUCAAUUAGAACCAAGAAAUCCCACAUAUCCAGUGUAGCAGUUUCAAGCAAAAUGAGAUCACGAUACCGUGCAAAGAUUGAAGCAGACAGGAAAAAGUUGAGGGAACUGAUAGCGGUCUACAAUGAAGACAAUACAGAAAAACUUAGUGUGGACAUUGAUGAAGAGGGCAACUUUCCAUGGUAUAAUGACACUCCUCAACCAACUGAUAAUGUUACUCUUCAAGAAAAGAGAAAUGCUGCAGAAAAGCUGCAUAUGUACAACAGGACUAUGGAAGAACAAAAUGUCAUUCAACUGGAAAUGAAAAGUUACUUGGAUUUCUACAGAAAAAAGCUUGAGAUAACACAAAGACUAGAUGAUGUACAAAACAAAAGUGCUCCACCCUCUUGGAUAAUUGAAGAACAGGGUAAAUACUCAAUAAAGAAGUCAUCAUUCCAGCAUGUAACCAGUGGACUUACGGCCCUCUUGCUAAAUAUGAAAAAAUUGUAUCAAAUUAAACUAUUUGAGGCAACUAACCUGUUUUCUGAAGACAGGGAAGUAGAGUACAACAAAUUUCAAACAGACAGUCAAGAUUCCGAGGAUUCUGAGGCCGACAGUGACAACAGUGUAGUCAGUAUUGAGUCACAGACUGACAACCAAGAAAUGGAAGAAACACUCUUCCCUUUGAUUUGAGUAGCUUUAAGUAGCAAAGCAAAGAGAAAAUAACAAGUAUUCUCUACCCCUGGGUUGGCAAAUGUUCUUUGCCCAAAUCAUCGUCAUGUUAAUUUUGCAUCCCUAUGUUGCUCAAGAAAGAUUUGUUUUCAAAUUAGUUUUUAUUUUUAUUAAUUACCCUCAAAGUUUUGUUUAGUUUAGAAAUGCUUAUUAAAUAAAUUGUAGUUGUAGU
Molecule: messenger RNA, 1541 nt
Organism: Procambarus clarkii (red swamp crayfish)
Lineage: Eukaryota; Metazoa; Arthropoda; Malacostraca; Decapoda; Cambaridae
Source: RefSeq, a predicted model, not a curated record